AUGGCGACCUCCGAGCGUAGCCCUUCUAUUCGGGACCAGAUCCAGUUAUCUCCACAUGGAAAUGCACCUGAAAUCGAACAGCCGGCGCUGCCCCCGACAGAUCGAGGCAAAGUUGCCUGGCUGAUGCUGGCGUCGUGCUGUCUGAUCCAGCUGCCCGUGUGGGUGGUCUUUGGUGUCUUCCAGGAGUACUACUCAACUCACGAUGUGCUGCGGGGUAGCAAAGGCGAUCUGGCGACUGUGGGAACCACCUGCACCGGCAUCCUGUAUCUUCUUUCGCCCGUCACCUUCACACUCUUGACACGAUAUCCGCGUCUGCAGUCCUGGUGUGCCCCCGUUGGUCUGGUCAUCACCGUGGUGGGCUCUCUGCUGUCCUCGUUCUCCAUGGACGUGUGGCAUUUGAUUGCAACCCAAGGAGUCAUGUGUGCCAUCGGUAAUGGGCUCCUGUUCAGCCCGUCCACUAUGUAUCUCGAUCAGUGGUUCGUGCGAAGAAAGGGGCUCGCACUCGGCAUCAUGUGGGCUGCAAAGAGUGUCACUGGAGUGGCUCUGCCCUUUGUUGCCAGUAUUUGUUUGAAUCGAUUUGGCUCGAGUACUACGCUGAGAGCAUGGACUGUCACCACGGUACGGUGCUAG
This is a messenger RNA of Penicillium alfredii, 630 nucleotides long. RefSeq lists its product as uncharacterized. NCBI's taxonomy places the organism in Eukaryota, Fungi, Ascomycota, Eurotiomycetes, Eurotiales, Aspergillaceae. The transcript is spliced from 3 exons. Gene Ontology annotation, cellular component: fungal-type vacuole membrane. The record is from RefSeq and is a predicted model, not a curated record. Bases 1 to 630 code for a protein of 209 amino acids.